Zychaea mexicana is the source of this 1208-nucleotide messenger RNA. RefSeq lists its product as uncharacterized. Bases 128 to 721 code for a protein of 197 amino acids. The transcript has a single exon. The record is from RefSeq and is a predicted model, not a curated record. Lineage: Eukaryota; Fungi; Mucoromycota; Mucoromycetes; Mucorales; Lichtheimiaceae. Gene Ontology annotation, molecular function: Hsp90 protein binding.
CUUUCCUCUCCCUUCAAAGCAACCACUACACUCUCCUCCCCCACCUCGUCUCCUUUACAUACAUACAUACAUACAUAUAUUUACUGUAUCUACUAUUACUACUAUUAUAAACGACUACAGCAACAAGAUGGCAACAAUGAACCCAAUAGAAGUGAGCGUCUCGUCCGAUGGUGACAAGAUCAUGUGCAAGGAACACAAUCUGGAGACCUGUACAAACUGCAACAUUGACUGGUCGGAACACAAUACGCUUGCAGUAUCACUGAAACAGGUCAAAGAUUUACCACCACCCAACGCACCCAACCCCGUCCGAAACGCCCAAGUGAAUCGUCUGAAAGAAGAGGGCAACAAGUUCUUUAAACAAAACAAUUACCCCGAGGCAAUCCGAUUCUAUACCAUGGCAGUGGAUCUGUCCUGGUCACGUCCGCUCUGGGAACCACUCGCGUUCCAAUAUGUCCGCGAAGAAUUAUCAGCUAUCCUGAGUAAUCGAUCUGCAGCACGUCUGGCUACCCAGGAAUAUGUCGAUGCGUUGGUCGAUGCAGAAAUGGUCACGCGUUUAAAGCGAGAAUGGAGCAAGGGCUGGUUUAGGAAAGGCAAGGCAUUGUGGGGCAUGGGUCGUGCGGAGGAGGCCCUGGCCGCGUUCAAGACUGGAUUACGGUUUGAUCAUGAAAGCGAGGAGCUCAGAAAGGCAUUGGCUGAAGUAGAGGAUGGCACGGUUCAGUAAAAUAAAGAAAUGCCCCCCCCCUCCAUUCCAUUAUUAUUAUUUUUUUGCGUCUUUUGAUCAUUUGGGAUGCGGAGGGGGUGGUCCCCACGGGGAUGUUGAUACCGAUGUGAAACAGAGGAUAAUGUAGGUUAUACAUCCAGUGAUAUAUUCUUUAAAAAAGACGGCAGCCAUCACGGAAAGAAUGCGUGUCACGGUAGUCUCAGCAGUGAAAGAAAGCGACGACAUUGUCUCGGUCUGGCUACUAAAGAGGUGAUUCAUUCCGGUGUCUUUUAAGAGAUAUGUGUGUGUGUGUGCAGGGUUGGCAUACAGAGUUUGACAGGUUUUUUGUUAUUGGGGAUUGACCAAAACAUGCACAAGGUGCCCAUGCAUGUUAGUAACAGGAGAUCUGCGUUGUUUAGAAGAAAACGUGUCAUGUGCAUCAUCCUCUUGUUUGCUCACCGGAAAAAAACAUUACAGCUGCUCGUAGGUCAUGCAUCAGACCAUUGUC